Molecule: messenger RNA, 867 nt
Organism: Asparagus officinalis (garden asparagus)
Lineage: Eukaryota; Viridiplantae; Streptophyta; Magnoliopsida; Asparagales; Asparagaceae
Exons: 2
Coding region: 1-867 (288 amino acids)
Source: RefSeq, a predicted model, not a curated record
AUGGUCUAUAAAAAUCGGGUCAAAUUCAAGCCUGUAAAAACUAAUGCAACCAACUACUAUGUAAAAUGUUAUUUCAACGAGAAGAAUGAAGUAAAGCAUGCAAAUGAGCAAGAUGAGAGAAACAUGAAAUGUCCUUGGUUGCUAAAUGUCGCUGUGAGGAAAUCAACAAAUGGACAAUUUGUAAUAUCUAGAUAUUGCGGGCUUCAUACAUGUUGCAAUCCGUCGGUGGACGUCGAUCAUUAUUCUGCAUCUUCCUCUUAUAUAUGUAAGCUAAUUAUGCCUGAAGUUAGAGCUGAACUUGAUCUAAAUGCAAGUCAGAUAUUUCAAAGGGUGUAUGAUAUGCGGGGCAUUAAGAUAUCUAAAUAUAAGGCAUAUGAUGCAAGGAGGAAAGCGUUGUCGAAAAUAUUUGGAGAUUGGGAAAAAUCUUAUGAAUUACUUCCACAGUAUCUUGAAGCUAUCAAGCGAAAUAAUCCGGGAACUGAAUAUGAAAUAUUGUCUGAAGAGAUUGCACCGGGGAUGGAGAGCAUUGACGGUACACAUCUAUAUGGCAAGUACAAAGGCGUGCUUCUUGUGGUGACCGGUGUAGAUGCAAAUGGCGGUUUAUUUCCUCUAGCAUUUGCAGUUGUGGAGGUAGAUGAUACUUCUAGUUGGAAGUGGUUCUUUGAACUUGUAUACAAGUGGAUUCCUAGUGUCUGUGCGUCCAGAUUAAUUACUUUUAUCUCAGAUAGGAUGAAAGGAAUUAUAAGGGCAUUACAUGAAGGUUUUGGUGCACCACAUCACCAUCGAUAUUGUUUGAGGCAUAUAAGAGAUAAUUUCAAGAAAAAACACACAUCACCAUCGAUAUUGUUUGAGGCAUAUAAGAGAUAA